AACUAUUGAUAAUAACAUUCGAUUUACACGAGAAAAAAUGCAGCCAGGAGCAUCGAGAAAUCAAAAAUGAGAAUGCAUUGUAUGCAUGCGCGCAAUUCAUAUCAGUUGAAAUAAAGCAACAAAAAUGAGAGAGAUUCAAGAGAAUGAGAUGGAUGGCACACACACACACACAAAACACACAUUAUGUAUUCGUAUUACCAGUGGUUUGUCAUUCCGAAAAGAAAUCAUCAUUAUUUAGACGCCACCGAUGAUGAUCAGAAAGAAAACAACCAAUUCAUUUGUUGCCUCGAUCUUGAUGUAGUCACAGUGUGUAUAUGGUCAUCAUUAUUUUAGUGAAUUUUGACAUUUUAUAAUCGAAUGCAUACUACCACCACGACAACAACAAUGAAUAAAUCGACCACCAUCAUAAUGAUCAAAUAGACAUUUAUCUCUCUCUCUCUCUCCAUGUCUAUGUCUAUCUGAUGUUAACACAACAUUAGCCAUCCAUCUCUAUAUCAACAAUAUUGCUAUUGUGAACUGAAUGAUUCAGGCGAAUCAUCAUCAUCAUCAUGAUGAUGAUCGACCAACACCGAAUACGAAUGUGAAUGAACCCACAAAAACUACAUCGAACUACGAACCACAACAACAACAACAACAACAAACAUGGACAAAGUGAAUGUUUGAAUUUGUUGCCAAAAUCACCACAAUUCAAUUCUUAUGCUUGUUGAUUGAACAGAUCGGAAAUUGAUGGUCAUUCGACAAUCUCAACCAUCAGCAGUAGUGUAGUGAUUGCAAUGAUUAUGUGGUACCAUCAUGCUUCUUAUCACACUCAUUAUCAUUCAUCCAUUCCAACUUUGAAACCCUUAUAAUUUAUUCAAUUGUUUUUCAUUCAAGUGAUCCAUUCAUUUAAUCAUUAAUCGAUUGUUUCAAAAUACAACCAUCAGGUGAUUACCAACAUAAAUCAAUCAUUGUCAUAAAUUACCGGGUUGAACAAGCCCGACAAAACCGAAAUCACAACGGAUCAUUACUACAUGAAUCGUUUGGCUAGUGGUGAACAAGUGUUGAAUCCAUUCAAUCAUCAUCGAUUGUCCAUAGCCAACAACGUAACAAAUUUUACAAACAGUUCACCGUACGCCUCUUGGAUCCGUCCAACAACCCGAAGUGUCCUUAAACAUCAUCAUCAUCAACAACAACAACAACAACAACAGCAGCAGCACAACAGUUUCCCAUUGGAUUCAUCGUCAUCAAUACGAAAUAUCGUUAUGCCUCAUCACCAGAAUCUACAUCAUCAUAGUGGACAUCAUCACCAGUCUUCGGCGGCCGGUUCAGCAUCCUCAUCAUUGGCUUCAUCAUCUUCAUCAUCUUCGUUAGCAUCGAACAAUAAUAAUAAACCGGUCAAAAUGAAACGAACUCGACAACGUGUCGAUGCUGGUGAACCACGUAAUAGCUAUGCUAGUAUAGCCAAUUUCUCAUCACGCGGUGGUUACCAUGGUUAUAAUAAUCAUAAAUAUGGAUCCAACAGCAACAACAGUGGUAACCAUCACCACCAUCAUCAACAACAUCACCAUCAUAAUCAGCGAAUGUCGAAUGAAGCAUCUUCAGCCGCAUCAAAUGGAAACAAUCUUCAUGCGAAUCGUCUAGCUGGUAACAGUGGCAGCAAUAAUCACAAUUUCAAUUAUCAUUCAAUGUCCGAUGUUACCGCUAUGAGCCAGCAUCAUCAUCAAAUGUCAGAUAUGGCUACAUCACAUCACCACCAUCCAUCAUACAACAGUGGUGUUUGUGGCAAUAGUAAUGCUAGGAAAAGUGUGCUCAGAGAUUCAUCAUCAUUUUACCCUGGCCACCGAUCAUCGUGUGCCACCACCGAUGCAAUCAUGGAACAUCAAGCCACGUUGUUUCAGCAAUUAUGUCAACAGAGUCCAUUGGCUGCAUUCAUGUCGGCUAAUCAUCAUACACCAACACCACAAACGCCGAUGACCACAGCAGCACCAGGGUCAAAUAAAUCUCCACCAUUUCCCUCAUCUAUCAACACCAAGUUUGCCGGUGGGCAACAACAUCCUUCAACUACAUCGUCAACAACGAUGAUGGCGGCUGCAGAUCAAUUCAACACUACCGGUACUGGCUAUAAUCAAGCGGCUGCAUUUCUAACGCAAUUACAAUCGUCAAUGAAUCCCAACAAUGAUAACAAUAUGGCCAUGGCAGCCAAUUUCUUGAACAAUCUACAGGCAAAUGAAAUUGCAGCAGCAGCCGCUAUGGCUAAUUCCUCUUUGUUCAAUGCAAAUAAUGUGGCUGCGGCUGCCGCUUUCGAUGCUCAAUUAUUACGAGAUAUCCUCGAAAGUGGAGCUGCAGCCGCUGCUGCUGCUGCUGCUGCAGUUUCUACAGCGAAUAACAACAUUACUACGAAUAGCCUGGUUGCAAUGCAAUCGAAUGUAGAAUCGAAAGAUAAAACACAACUAGCGUCCAGCAAUGAGCAAUCACUACAUUCAUCCAAACAUUCUUAUCCAUUGUCAACAACCAACGAUGCUAGUGAACUGAACAAAUCAUCUCGUAAUGGCUCUGUAUCGACCGGAAAUAAACACAGAUUCAGUGUCGACGAUCUAGAUGGCUGUGCGAGAAACCUUUUAUUUGAUUAUAUAGCCGAUCCAAAUAUUAAUUCGAUCAAUCUGAUGGAACAAUCUUGUCUUGGAACCUCAUCGACCCCAUCAUCAACGACAAUCCACGAUGAACACGCGAUCAACAAUGAUCCUACUGCUGCUGCUGCUGCUGCUGGUGGUGGUUCGGAAGAAAAGAAUCGUCAACGAACAGACGACGACGAUCAGCUAGCCAAGCAAGUGGAUCACCAAAGCCAUGAGGCCAAUGAUUAUGCUGUUGUCUACGACGACGAUCCAGUUAAGCAAGCCGAAUCAUCACAUACUGAGAAUAAUAAUGAUCCUAAGAUGAUAAGAGCUACAAGUCUUGCCGAAAGUAGUGGUAUUGAUGACAACAACAACGACGACGACGAUGAUGAUGAUGAUGAUGAUUGUCGUAGUGAAGUGGUGGUUACACCAACAACAGCCGAUGAUGAUAUCGAACGGGACGGAAAUCUGGUUAAGGAGGAGCGACGUAUAACUCGUGGUCGACCUCCGUUACAUUCAUUACACAGCAAUGCUGUUGUAACACUGUCACAACAGCAAACACGAUCCAAUCAAUGUACGACGACAACAGUGAACAACAACAGUAGCUUAGGAUCGACCUCCUCUUCAUCAACAUCAUCAUCGUCGUCAUCUCCAUCGGCUGAGGAAACUAUUUCUUUAGAUCGUUUUUCAUCUUUGUCGGCAAACCGUAAACAGCAACAACGAGAUUCGAAUUGUGACCAAGACGUCGUCAACGACGAUUACAUAGAAAACAUCCAAAAUAAUUCGAUUGAUCGUUCAAACGAAAACUUGUGUUCGAAUAUGCUAUUGGAAACGGUGCCCAACACCAACACUACAGUAACCAGCAUCAAUAAUCGACUAAGAAGUCAGCCAAUGAUGAAAUCCGAUAUUGAUGAUGAUGAUGAUGUUGAAACCGCUAAUGGUGGACAUCAUCCUGGUGGUGAUGACAGCAACAACAAAGCCACCACAGUUACACAAUCAUCAAUGACCACAACUAAUGGACCUUCGGCAGGUAUCAUCAUCAAUGGUUGCAAGAAACGCAAACUAUAUCAACCACAACAAUCGAGCAAAAUGCUCAACACAAGCAAUGGCAGUAUAGACACCGAAGACGAUAUGGAAGAUGAUGAUGUCGGUGAUGGUGAUGUACUUGACGAUGAUGAUGAUGAUGAUGAUGGUGAUGGUGAUGGUGAUGGUGAUGGUGAUGAUGAUGAGGAAGCUAAUUCAAAUAAACGUCGUCGACGAUCAUUGAUCGGGGUCGAAGACAUUACAGCUGGUGGUGCUACUGAAGCCGAACUAGAUGAUGAAGGAUAUGACGAGAGUGGUAUACAUCAAGAACAACAACAUCAACAAUCGUUACGACAACGUCCGCGAUCCAUCGAACAACAACAAAAGUCAAGUGAGUCAAAUGUCAAUAUUAAUAAUAAGGAAUUGGAUCUUUCAUCCAAUAACAACAUUAACAUCAACAAAACAACAACAAUAAUGAGUCGCAAGCAGUCAGGCAUGACUACUACCGGACGUACAUUGAACAAUAUGAACAUGGAAAAUGCACAGAAUUCUUCAUCGUCAGCAAAUAGUAAACGAGCUCGUAUUUCGGAUUAUGAACGAGAUUUGAGCAAAUUUCAACAACAACUUUUUCAAAAAUAUACACCCUUCAACUCUAUCAACAACAACAACAACAACAACAAUCAAAAGCCAAUCAAUCGACAAAUGGCCGAUCGUCGUCAACGCCGUCAUAAUAAUAAUAAUAAUCCACAGCGUUCUAGUCCGGUUACCAAUGUCAUGAUGAUGAACACAAUGAUGUCAAUGAACAACAACAAUGAUAAUAAUAACCACAGUGAUUGUGAUAUGAUGCAAAUGUUUGCGGCUGCUGCAGCAGCAGAUUCUUUUGGUGGUCACAUUUCACCAUCAUCAUCAUCACAUGGACAACAACAACAAUUAUCAUCAGUUUCAGAAAAAUUUUGCAAAAUUUACGAUAUGGAUCUAUUUGUGGAAACAGUCACAUCACAAGUGAUACAAUCAAUGACAAGAAUUGUCGCCAAUUCAAUCCGAUCACAAUUGGAAGCUCAACAACAGCAAACACAACAACAGAAUCAUCAGCGAUCAUCGUUAAAAGAUCAAAAUCAUACUACAGUCCCCAAACUAGGAGCCACCACCGAUCUUUUGGCUCAGAUGUUAGACGCUAAAUAUUCACGUCAAAUCAAAAUGGCUUCAUCUCCCAACAACAAUGGUCAUCAUAAGAAUGGCCGUGAUACAGCCGGUAGUCCGUUUGUGAUGGCAGCCGCUGCAUCAUCAUUGGAAACUUCACCAAUCAACAAACCAUCAUCGUUUGUGUAUCCACCAAACGCUGGUGGAUAUUACGGCAAACAAGCAAGCGGUGUUUAUGGUCGUGAUACCCCAGUGAUGAUGGUCAAUAUGAACGGAGUUCGCGAUACGACUCCCGCGUCAUCAGCGUCCAACGUUUAUGGUGGCCGAGUGGUGGAUACAACUGCAGCUGUCUCACCGGUAAUGGCCGCCGAACAAACCGAAGCCAUUUCAUUGGUGGUAGGACCAGCCAAAAAACGUCGAAACAAAGUUACCGAUUCACGAUUGCCAGUCCGUACACCUACCCGGAUCACGCGUAACGUGAAUGAUGACCAUAUACGAGAAACAUCGUCCGUAAGUCCACCCAUAUUGACCAAUUAUCCAGCCGCAGCUGCCACGGCCAACUCUUUACCGGUAUCAUUGGCUAGUCUUCAACAUGCAAGCGAAUUUUUCGAUCCAACCACAGCGGCGGCCACUAUCAAUACGAGUGCAAAGACAUUUCCGUUUGCUGAACAGGCAGCUGCUGCCCGUCUUGCUGGAACAUUGUUCAAUGUGGACGACGUUGAUCAACUGAAAAACAGUCUGACUGCUUCGACCAAUGGUUCUUCAAUGAAUGGUGCAGCUACCGGAACCGAUGCCGUCGCUAAUGCAGUAGCGGCAGCCGCUACUGCUCACCAUUUACGUAUGUUUGUCGCUAGUCGAGCUUCACCCGAUUCGAUGAGUGGUGGUUACGCUGGAGCAGUACUCAGUUCGUAUGGUCGUGGUAGUGGAACCGGCAGUGAAAAUGGUGGUGAUGGUUCCGAAACAAAUGAUACACAAUCCAUCUAUGAUCCAUCGAUGCCAAUGAUAUCCUUUUCAAACAAUCAAACAGCUAGAUUUCAUUCAAAUCCAUUAACCGAUUCAAUGUCCUUAACUUCUUUGCACACUAGUACUUUAUCCCCUAUGCAUCUUAGGAAAGCCAAACUCAUGUUUUUCUAUGUCCGUUAUCCCAGUUCAUCGAUACUGAAAAUGUUUUUCCCAGACAUCAAAUUCAACAAGAACAACACCGCACAAUUGGUCAAAUGGUUCUCCAAUUUCCGCGAGUUUUACUACAUUCAAAUGGAGAAAUACGCACGACAAGCAUUGAGUGAAGGUAUCAAAAGUGCCGAUGAUCUUCAUGUCACUGAUGAUUGUGAAUUAUUACGUGUUCUGAACCUUCAUUACAAUCGAAGCAACCACAUUGCGAUCCCGGAGAAUUUCCGUUCAGUGAGUGAAACAACAUUGCGUGAAUUCUUUAAAUCAUUGCAACAAAACAAAGAUACGGAACAAUCGUGGAAAAAAGCCAUCUACAAGAUUAUCGCCCGUCUUGACGAUAAUGUACCCGAGUAUUUUAAGAAUCCAAACUUUAUGGAACAAUUAGAAUGACAAUCAGUAUCCAUCAUCGAUGAUCUUGAGUGAUCACCGUUAUUCAUCCCCAUCAUACAAUGAAUCAAUCAACAAACUCAAUCAAUGCAUUGGUUGAGCAAUCAACAGCAAAUUGCCAUUGUGUAAUGAUGGUGUGGAUUUCCCCUUAAUCAUUGAAAUCAUCAUCCUACUUCCUCUCCCUUUCCUCUAUCAACUAGUCCUCUCUAUUAUAUUACUGUUUACAACACACAUACUACACACACAUCCAACAUUUCGUUCAUCACAUUCCUCUCUCUAAUCAUACCAGUCAUUUUCUAAUCAUCUAAGUCUCAACAAUCACACACACACACACACACACACACACACAGAUUACACAAUGAAGGCACAUCCACCAACAAUCUAAUCGAUAAGCAGCGAUGAGUGUACAAAGACUAGUCUCGAAAUGGACAU
Messenger RNA from Dermatophagoides farinae (American house dust mite), 6743 nucleotides. RefSeq names its product homeobox protein prospero (gene pros). The record is from RefSeq and is a predicted model, not a curated record. NCBI's taxonomy places the organism in Eukaryota, Metazoa, Arthropoda, Arachnida, Sarcoptiformes, Pyroglyphidae. Gene Ontology annotation, biological process: regulation of transcription by RNA polymerase II. Gene Ontology annotation, molecular function: DNA-binding transcription factor activity, RNA polymerase II-specific; RNA polymerase II cis-regulatory region sequence-specific DNA binding. Gene Ontology annotation, cellular component: nucleus.